Messenger RNA from Salvelinus fontinalis (brook trout), 4843 nucleotides. RefSeq names its product dual oxidase 2-like. NCBI's taxonomy places the organism in Eukaryota, Metazoa, Chordata, Actinopteri, Salmoniformes, Salmonidae. The coding region runs from base 7 to 4437 and encodes 1476 amino acids. The transcript is spliced from 33 exons. The record is from RefSeq and is a predicted model, not a curated record. Gene Ontology annotation, biological process: response to oxidative stress. Gene Ontology annotation, molecular function: calcium ion binding; peroxidase activity; heme binding.
GCAUCAAUGGAUUUGCGUAAACAGAUGUGGACAGUGCUAGCAGUGCUUUCUCUUAUCGUUCAACAUUCUCAGGCCAAAGUCCCCUGGGAAGUCCAACGAUAUGACGGCUGGUAUAACAACUUAGCCUAUCACAGUCGAGGUGCUGUUGGUUCCCCCCUGGUCCGCCUCCUGCCCGCGCGCUACUCUGACGGGGUCCUCCAGCCGCUCCAGGAGCCACAGCUUCCCAACCCGCGCAGGGUCAGCGAUGUGACGGCCAGAGGCCCCUCGGGCCUACCCUCUGCACAUAACCAGACUGUACUCUCUGUAUUCUUCGGGUACCACGUUGUAUUUGAGAUCCAGGACUCCCGGCCUCCCGGCUGUCCUCCGGAAUUCAUGCACAUCCCCGUCCCAGAGGGAGACCCAGUCUUUGACCCCAACCGUACCGGCCGGGUCCUACUGCCCUUCCAAAGGGGGCCCUGGGAAAAACACUCCAGCCAGAGCCCCAAUAACCCCCGCACACAGGUAAACCUGGUGACAGCGUGGCUGGACGGCAGCUCUAUCUACGGCCCGUCUAGUUCCUGGUCUGACGCCCUGAGGAGUUUCUCUGGAGGUCUCCUAGCCUCGGGGGAGCAGUGGGACAUGCCCAAGAGGGGCGGGGGUAGUAACCUCAUGUGGAGCGCUGCUGAUCCCUCCACUGGUCAGCAUGGACCUGAGGGGCUCUAUGAGUUGGGUAACGCCUGGGGCAACGAGAAUGUGUUCACCAUGGCCGAGGGGAUCGUGUGGUUUCGCUACCACAAUUACAUCGCCUCCCAGCUACGUGAGAAACACUCGUCGUGGUCUGACGAAGACCUGUUUCAAAGCGCCAGGAAAACCGUGGUUGCCACGUUCCAGAAAAUUGCAUUCUAUGAAUGGCUGCCUGGAUUCCUGGGGGAAAAGACAAUGUCUCCAUACCUAGGCUACCAGAAGUUUGUGGAUCCAGGGAUCUCGCCUGAGUUUCAGGCAGCUGCCAUACGUUUUGCCUCUACGAUGGCUCCCCCUGGUGUCUUCAUGAGAAACACAACGUGCCACUUUCAGAAGGUUGUCAACAUCGAUGGGAGCACGUCACCAGCCAUGCGAAUGUGUAACAGCUUCUGGAACCGUCAGAACCCCAACGUGAAGUCAGGACAGGAUAUAGACCGUCUGAUUAUGGGCAUGACCUCACAGAUCGCAGAGAGAGAGGACAACAUCAUCGUGGAAGACUUAAGAGAUUACAUGUACGGUCCUCUGCGGUUCUCGCGGUCGGACCUGGUGGCUCUGACGGUGCAGAGAGGCCGAGACUUUGGUCUGCCCAGCUACAACCAGGUCAGAGAGGGCCUCGGCCUGGCCCCUGUAGAGAGGUGGGGAGACGUGAACCCUGAGCUCAACACCACCAACCCACAGCUAUUCAGGGACCUUGCAGCCCUGUACCACGGGGACAUUUCUAAACUGGAGCUGUUUCCCGGAGGUCUCCUCGAGUCUGUGGACGGUCCUGGUCAGGUCUUCUCCUCUAUCAUACUGGACCAGUUCACCCGCAUCAGGAACGGGGACCGCUUCUGGUUCGAGAACACACAGAACGGUCUGUUCACAGCUGAAGAGAUGGAGGCCAUUUGGAACACAACCUUUCAUGACGUCAUUACAGCGGUCACCAGCGCGGAGGCUGGGGACAUACAGAGAAGAGUCUUCUUCUGGAAGGAUGGUGACCCUUGUCCCCAGCCCUCUCAGGUCACGACCUCUGAGCUCCACCCCUGCACCAACGUCACCAAGCUCAGCUACUUUGACGCCGGGAGUAAAGCCGGCUUCGGCAUCCUAGUCAUCUGCCUGUUCCUCUUUCCAGUUGUGAGCUUCCUCAUGGCUCUUGUGGUGGCCUACUUCAGAAAGUCCAAGUUUAAGAAGUUCCAGAAGGCAGGAGCUCACGACACAACAAAGGAACCCGCUGCUGGAAUCACAGCCUGUGAGUGGCAGGGCCCUAAGAAGCCCCUGCGUCCAGUCAAUCUGUUGGUGGAUGAUAAGAGCAGACUGCAGGUGUUUGACCAGUCUGGACCCGCUCAACGGUCACUCGGCCUUGGUUCCCAGACCCACCUGGACGUCCUGCUGUCCAGUGACUAUUACCGAAGGGCUCUGCUGAUGAAAGUACCCAAAGAGUAUGACCUGGUGCUGUACUUUGAGGACGAGGGCCAGCGUGGAGAGUUUGUCCGGUACCUUCGCUCUGAGGUGACAGUCAGUGGACAGGAGCUGGCGGUGAGGGACAUGACAGAGAAGGAGCUACUGAGAGAGGCAGUGACCAGAGAUCAGAGGACUCAGAUAGUCGAGUCCUUCAUCAGGAGUGCCUUUGCCAAGGUCCUGGAGAUAGAGAAGGCCGGUGUCAGAGACCUGAGUGGUGCUUCCUGUAGGAAGACCCGGGAAGCCCUGCAGACUGAGCUGACAGGAACUGAGUUUGCCGACGCUCUGGGACUCAAACCGGACUCGCUCUUCGUCGACUCCAUGUUCACGCUGGCCGACAAGGACGGAAACGGAUACCUCUCCUUCCAGGAGUUCCUCGAUGUCAUCGUCAUUUUCAUGAAAGGUUCACCAGAGGAAAAAUCCAAGCUGAUGUUCUCAAUGCACGACGUUGACGGAGACGGUUUCUUAUCAAAAGAGGAUUAUUCCAGACUACUUCGGUCCUUCAUUGAGAUCUCCAGCAGCCUUCUGUCUAAGGGCCAGGCUGAGGAGGCUAUCCAAGCCAUGCUACAGGCCGCGGGCUUCAACGACAAGGAACAGAUCACCUGGGAGGACUUCCACUUCUUGCUUCGGGACCACGAGAAGGAGCUGAAAUUUGCCCAGCUCAACAUUAAAGGGAUGGAAAAGGAGGGAGGAAACAGACUGAGUCGGAACCAACGUGUAUCUUUCAUCACCCCAGAGAGGAACAGCUCGCCCUUAGAAGGGGACACACAGGUCUCCAGCAGCUUGGGGAAAGACGGACAAGAGCUUCGUAGACGACAAGGGAAAAGAUCGGGCCUCCAGAGUCCUAAGGUCUACGUGAAGCCUAAGAAGGAUCGCUCCAACAGGAACGCCGUCCAGCAGAAGAUCCAGCACUUCAAACGUUUCAUAGAGAACUACCGUCGCCACAUCGUCUGUUUCAUCGUCGUCUACGGCAUCACAGCCGGAGUGGCUCUGGAGAGAUGCUACUUCUAUGGUUUGCAGGCAGACUCUUCGGGCGUGCCGGAGACGUCGGCGGUGGGUAUAGUGGUGUCGCGUGGUUCGGCGGCGGCCAUCUCCUUCCUGUACCCCUACAUGUUGCUGACGGUGUGCCGUAACCUCAUCACCCUGGGACGAGAGACCUUCCUCAACCGAUACAUCCCUUUCGACGCCGCUAUAGACUUCCAUCGCUUCAUGGCCAUGUCCGCCAUCUUACUCACAGUCACCCACUGUCUGGGUCACGUGGUCAACAUCUACGUGUUCUCGGUCAGUGACCUCAGCAUCCUGGCCUGUCUGUUCCCCAGGGUCCUAGCCAACAACGGGUCUGAGAUGCCGUUGAGAUGGUCGUGGUGGUUCUUUCAGACAGUUCCAGGAAUGACGGGUAUCCUGCUUCUGUUCACCUUUGCGUUUAUGUACGUCUUCGCAUCACACUACUUCCGACGAAUCAGCUUCCAGGGAUUCUGGCUCACACACUACCUCUAUGUGCUUAUCUACAUCCUGACAGUGGUCCACGGUAGCUACGCUCUCCUUCAACAGCCGAGUUUCUACAUCUACCUGAUCCCCCCGGCUCUGCUCUUCCUCCUGGACAAACUCAUCAGCCUCAACAGGAAGAAGGUGGAGAUCCCUGUGGUCAAUGCUACGUUGCUCCCCUCAGCGUACACCCCCGACAACCUGGAGCAACUAGGAACAUAUCCAAAGCUGUACCUGGACGGGCCGUUUGGGGAGGGCCACCAGGAGUGGACGGACUUCGAGGUGUCGGUCCUGGUGGGAGGAGGGAUUGGAGUCACCCCCUUCGCUUCCAUCCUCAAAGACCUGGUCUUCAAGUCCUCCGUCAAGUUUAAGACCCAGUGUAGAAAAGUGUACUUUAUCUGGGUGACUCGUACGCAGCGUCAGUUUGAGUGGGUGUCUGACAUCAUUCGGGAGGUGGAAGAGCAGGACAGCGUGGACCUGGUCUCUGUCCACAUCUACAUCACACAGCUGGCAGAGAAGUUUGACCUGCGAACCACCAUGCUGUACGUGUGUGAGCGUCACUUCCAGAAGGUGUGGAACAAGAGCCUCUUCACCGGCCUGCGCUCCGUCACCCACUUUGGCCGUCCACCAUUCGUCUCCUUCUUCAGUUCUCUGCAGGAGGUGCACCCUGAGGUGGGUAAGAUCGGUGUGUUCAGCUGUGGUCCUCCUGGUCUGACUAAGAACGUAGAGAAGGGCUGCCAACAGAUGAACAAGAGAGACCAAACACAUUUCAUACAUCACUAUGAAAACUUCUAAACGUGUACAGCACUACUAGGGAUUUCUGCCCUUUACUAGGGACUUACUAGGCAUUACAAUACACACAACACAUGUUACUAUGGGAAAAUAAGAAUUACUGUGGGUAUCUCUGUCUUUCUUGGCAUUAUUUUGAUGCCGGAUGUAUAUAUUCUAUUACUUCUAAAUGUGAAGUCUUCUCUUGCUACACGACUGUACAACAAAACUGCACUGCUCGGGAUUUCUGUCCCUCAAGCAGAGAUGGAGAAGGCUAUAUACAUAUAUAUACACAUAUAUAUACACAUAUAUAUAUAUACACAUAUAUAUAUACACAUAUAUAUAUACACACAUAUAUAUACACAUAUAUAUAUACACACAUAUAGAUACACAUAUAUAUAUACACAUAUAUAUACACACAUAUAUAUAUACA